This is a messenger RNA of Lepus europaeus (European hare), 3740 nucleotides long. It is a transcript of the gene TAOK3, whose product is annotated as TAO kinase 3. NCBI's taxonomy places the organism in Eukaryota, Metazoa, Chordata, Mammalia, Lagomorpha, Leporidae. The record is from RefSeq and is a predicted model, not a curated record. Gene Ontology annotation, molecular function: ATP binding; protein kinase activity. Bases 400 to 3096 code for a protein of 898 amino acids. The transcript has 21 exons. Gene Ontology annotation, biological process: execution phase of apoptosis; protein phosphorylation.
GCCGCGGGAGGGUCGGUGUGGCGCGGGGCGACCGGGUCCUGCGUGGAGAGUGGGACGCGAGGCGGAGAGUGUGGCCGGAGGCUGCGCGCGGCCGGAUCCGGCGCUCCGCCACCUGACCCGGCGAUUCGCAGGGGUCCAAGCCGCGGGAGAGCGACUCGGGAACAAGUGCGGAGAGGAAGCGGCGGCGGCGCCGGGCCCGGGCGGUGACAGCCGGGCUGAGGCACACCAUAAAUACAAGAGACUGAAGUUAUAAAAGAGAAAUAAAGAUCACUGCUAAGAUGAAUCUGAGCAAUCCGGUGCGUUUUCUGCCACACACAAAAAGGUACUGAGAUCUGCAGAGGAAUUUGUUGAUGAGAGGUGAAGGUAUCCAAAAGCAGGGUGCUUACAGUGCUGGUCACCAUGCGUAAAGGGGCACCUAAGGACCCGGAGAUUGCCGAUCUGUUCUGCAGAGAUGAUCCUGAAGAGCUCUUUAUUGGUUUGCAUGAAAUUGGACAUGGAAGUUUUGGAGCAGUUUACUUUGCCACAAAUGCACACACCAAUGAGGUGGUGGCGGUUAAGAAAAUGUCCUAUAGUGGGAAGCAGACACAUGAGAAAUGGCAAGAUAUUCUUAAGGAGGUUAAAUUUUUACGACAAUUGAAGCAUCCUAAUACCAUUGAGUACAAAGGUUGUUACUUAAAAGAGCACACUGCCUGGCUGGUGAUGGAGUAUUGCUUAGGCUCAGCCUCUGAUCUGUUAGAAGUUCAUAAGAAACCACUUCAGGAAGUGGAGAUCGCUGCCAUUACUCAUGGUGCCUUGCAGGGCCUGGCCUACCUACAUUCCCAUGCGUUGAUUCACAGGGAUAUUAAAGCAGGAAAUAUUCUUCUAACAGAGCCAGGUCAGGUAAAACUAGCUGAUUUUGGAUCUGCCUCCAUGGCUUCUCCUGCCAAUUCCUUCGUGGGCACGCCUUACUGGAUGGCCCCAGAGGUGAUCUUAGCCAUGGAUGAAGGACAGUAUGAUGGGAAAGUUGAUAUCUGGUCACUUGGGAUCACCUGUAUUGAACUGGCGGAACGGAAGCCCCCCCUUUUCAACAUGAAUGCGAUGAGUGCCUUGUACCACAUUGCCCAGAAUGAUUCCCCCACGCUGCAGUCCAGUGAAUGGACAGACCCCUUUAGGAGAUUUGUAGAUUACUGCUUGCAGAAAAUACCUCAGGAAAGGCCGACGUCAGCGGAACUGUUACGGCAUGACUUUGUUCGAAGAGAGCGGCCACCACGUGUCCUCAUUGACCUUAUACAGAGGACAAAAGAUGCUGUUCGUGAGCUCGAUAACCUACAAUACCGGAAAAUGAAAAAAAUCCUCUUCCAAGAAACACGGAACGGACCCUUGAAUGAGUCACAGGAGGACGAAGAAGACAGUGAACACGGAACCAGCCUUGGCAGGGAAAUGGACAGCCUGGGCAGCAACCAUUCCAUCCCGAGCAUGUCCGUGAGCACGGGCAGCCAGAGCAGCAGCGUGAACAGCAUGCAGGAGGUCAUGGACGAGAGCAGCUCCGAGCUCGUCCUGAUGCAUGAUGACGAAAGCACCAUCAAUUCCAGCUCUUCCGUUGUGCACAAGAAGGAUCAUGUAUUCAUAAGGGAUGAGGCGGGCCACGGCGAUCCCAGGCCUGAGCCGCGGCCUACCCAGUCAGUUCAGAGCCAGGCCCUCCACUACCGGAACAGAGAGCGCUUUGCCACGAUCAAAUCAGCAUCUUUGGUUACACGGCAGAUCCAUGAGCAUGAGCAGGAGAACGAGCUGCGGGAACAGAUGUCAGGUUAUAAGCGGAUGCGGCGCCAGCACCAGAAGCAGCUGAUCGCCCUGGAGAACAAGCUGAAGGCUGAGAUGGACGAGCACCGCCUCAAGCUGCAGAAAGAGGUGGAGACACAUGCCAACAACUCGUCCAUCGAGCUGGAGAAGCUGGCCAAGAAGCAAGUGGCUAUCAUAGAAAAGGAGGCAAAGGUGGCUGCAGCAGAUGAGAAGAAGUUCCAGCAACAGAUCUUGGCCCAGCAGAAGAAAGAUUUGACCACUUUCUUGGAAAGUCAGAAGAAGCAGUAUAAGAUUUGUAAGGAAAAAAUAAAAGAGGAAAUGAAUGAGGACCAUAGCACACCCAAGAAAGAAAAGCAGGAGCGGAUAUCCAAGCAUAAGGAGAACUUGCAGCACACACAGGCUGAAGAGGAAGCCCACCUCCUCACUCAGCAGAGACUGUACUACGACAAAAACUGUCGUUUCUUCAAGCGGAAGAUAAUGAUCAAGCGGCAUGAAGUGGAGCAGCAGAACAUUCGGGAGGAACUCAAUAAGAAGCGGACGCAGAAGGAGAUGGAGCACGCCAUGCUGAUCCGGCACGACGAGUCCACCCGAGAACUGGAGUACCGGCAGCUGCACACGCUACAGAAGCUACGCAUGGAUCUGAUCCGUUUACAGCACCAGACUGAACUGGAAAACCAGCUGGAGUACAAUAAGAGGCGAGAAAGGGAACUGCACAGAAAGCAUGUCAUGGAACUUCGGCAGCAGCCAAAAAACUUAAAGGCCAUGGAAAUGCAAAUUAAAAAACAGUUUCAGGACACUUGCAAAGUACAGACCAAACAGUAUAAAGCACUCAAGAAUCACCAGUUGGAAGUUACUCCAAAGAAUGAGCACAAAACAAUCUUAAAGACACUGAAAGAUGAGCAGACGAGAAAACUUGCCAUUUUGGCAGAGCAGUAUGAACAGAGUAUAAAUGAAAUGAUGGCCUCUCAAGCGUUACGGCUCGAUGAGGCCCAAGAAGCAGAAUGCCAGGCCUUGAGGCUACAGCUCCAGCAGGAAAUGGAGCUGCUCAACGCCUACCAGAGCAAAAUCAAGAUGCAAACAGAGGCACAACAUGAACGUGAGCUCCAGAAGCUAGAGCAGAGGGUGUCUCUGCGCAGAGCACAUCUCGAGCAGAAGAUUGAAGAGGAGCUGGCUGCCCUCCAGAAGGAACGCAGCGAGAGAAUAAAGUACCUGUUGGAAAGGCAAGAGCGAGAGAUCGAGACUUUUGACAUGGAGAGCCUCAGAAUGGGAUUUGGGAAUUUGGUUACAUUAGAUUUUCCUAAGGAGGACUAUAGAUGAGAUUAAAUUUUUUGCCAUUUACAAAAAAAAAAAAAAAAAAAAAGAAAGAAAAAGAAAACAGAAAAAAAUUCAGACCCUGCAAAACCACAUUCCCCAUUUUAACGGGCGUCGCUCUCACGCUCUCUCUCUCUUACUCUUACUGACAUCGUGUCGGACUAGUGCCUGUUUAUUCUUACUCCAUCAGGGGCCCCCUUCCUCCCCCCGUGUCAGCUUUCAGUGCUGGCCAACACCUGGCCACCCCUUUACUCAUAGUACACGUCACAGUAUUGAUGUGAUCCCAAACGUUGCAGUGAACACUGUGGAGACAGUCUUAACCAAACCAACAGACCAACAGCAGCAACAACAAAGUGGAUGUAUAUUGCUUUAAGCAAUCACUCAUCACCACCAAUCUGUGAAAGUACAGCAAAAAAUAAAUAAAUAAAUAAAUAAAUAAUACUAAUAAAUGCCAAGGGGGAGAGAGACACAAUAUCCGCAGCCUUACACCUUAACUAGCUGCUGCAUUAUUUUAUUUUAUUUUAUUUUUUUGGUAUUUAUUCAUCAGGAAUUAAAAAAAAAAGUUUUAUUAAAGAUUGAAAAUUUGAUACAUUUUACAGAAACUACUUGUGAUGUACAUAUCAGUGGUGACAUAUUAUUACUUUUUUGGG